Oikopleura dioica is the source of this 309-nucleotide messenger RNA. NCBI's taxonomy places the organism in Eukaryota, Metazoa, Chordata, Appendicularia, Copelata, Oikopleuridae. The record is from the annotation of a GenBank genome assembly.
AUGAACCGACUGAUAAAACAUAGAAGACUUACUUCCUGCCAAAUAGCUGAUUCCAUCAAUAGAGUGACCGAGAAGUCGCGUGACCAUCUGACACCAGAACUGAAGCUUGCGCUGGUGACACCACAAACUCCGGCGUAUAAAGUUUCACAAGAAGACUUUCCUUUCCAAGAGCCAUACUGGGCGUUUUAUUGGCCUGGUGGACAGGUCCUGACACGGUAUCUUUUGGAUUCUGAUAAGGGAUUUAUCUUGUUUGACAUAAUUAACCCUUCUGGAGAUACGUCACUUAAUUUCGAAUUCCGUGAAUCUUAA